AUGAAGAACCCAGUCAAGCAAAUCCGAUUCCCAGCACUCGAGGAAAUCCUCGACCUCAUACAAGACGUCGCAGAGACCUCCAGCAGAUGGAUUAACUGGCAAAUCAUACGAGGCAAGCGACAUAUAUUGUGGGAGACGGACUGGGACGUUGUAUCUCGCUGGGCGCAAUCGAUCAUCGAAACAGAAGAGCGUCUUCGCCAAAUCACCCAACGCGAGAAUUUCCUCAAGAAGUAUAUCCAUAAAUAUCAUGCCGGCUCCGAAGCAGCCAAAGCCGCCCUACCGGAUUUUAUCGAAGAGUUGAUAGCUCUAGACCAUGAGUACAUGCGUCUCGAGCGGAUAUACGACACCCUCCUAGCGGGCUGUCCUGUAGGACCUAUCAGGAGCGGAUAUGAGUGGAUUCGAAAGGAGCCGCAGUGGUAUCUCAAGAGUGAGUGGUUGCGUCAGGAUUGUGCCAGGCGCGGUGGUUGCUGUGGUCGUCAGUGCAAAUGUUGUGAGAAUCCACCUGAUCCCAUGAGGAGGAAGGGUUGGGGUCAUUGUACGGCUCAGUGUGCUUGUUGUAAUGAUGAGCUUGAGGAUGGGUUUCGAUUGACGGAGAGAAAUCGGAGAAUGUUGCAGCCGGACUUUGAUCUUACUGUUUACCCGUGGAGUGACUAUAGUCGAGAGAUCUUUCGUGCUUAUAUUUGGUCACUUGACUAG
Messenger RNA from Penicillium egyptiacum, 696 nucleotides. The record is from the annotation of a GenBank genome assembly. Lineage: Eukaryota; Fungi; Ascomycota; Eurotiomycetes; Eurotiales; Aspergillaceae.